Messenger RNA from Parascedosporium putredinis, 2826 nucleotides. NCBI's taxonomy places the organism in Eukaryota, Fungi, Ascomycota, Sordariomycetes, Microascales, Microascaceae. The record is from the annotation of a GenBank genome assembly.
AUGAAUACUAGAAGAAGGGUCCCUUACAGCAUCGGUAACGAGAAGCUGGAGAGGAUCCCUCCUUCUACUAUGAAGAGCCGCCUCACAGAGGACGAAGAGCGGAAUUUGCUAUGCUCCGAUGACUCCGAUGUUGACAUCUGUAUCACGACGGAUUGGAAAGAGCUAGAGGGCGUCUGUAUGAUUGCGGAGCUUCUCGCUCGACGCGGGAUGGAAAAGGUGGUAUGUAUAGCACCUGCAAAGGUACCCAUUGUGAAAAUUUGGGACCCCGAGCUUGAGCUAGCAUGCGACAUGAACGUGAACAAUACCCUUGCUCUCGAAAACACCAGGAUGGUGCGGACAUAUGUCGAAACCGAUGAUAGGGUUCGGCCACUUGCCAUGAUUGUGAAGUAUUGGACGAGGCGGAGGAUCGUCAAUGAUGCUGCAUUUGGCGGUACCUUGAGUUCGUACACUUGGAUCUGCCUCGUCAUCGCCUUCCUCCAGCUCCGAGACCCCCGAUAUUACGCGCACGAGUUUGACUACGAUAAAAACGCCUUAUCGGUCCGGUUAGGUCGUCUGCAAACCAAGAAGGAGAAGAAUUGGCAUCAUGCUCUCAAUAACAGGCUCUGCAUAGAGGAACCCUUCAACACGUCGAGGAAUCUUGGAAACACGGCGGAUGAGUACUCCUUUAAGGGGCUUCAUCUCGAACUCAGGAGAGCUUUCGAUUUAAUAUCGCAAGUCAAAUUGGAAGAGUGCUGCGAGCAAUAUGUCUUCCCCAAGGAGGAGGAGCGGGUGUUUACUCAGACUCGGAAACCCCAACCUAUUCUGAUGCGGAGCUCCAGCCAGACUCAUACGGGACGUGGUGGCCGUGGCGGUUUCGGUAGGGGCGUAACGUACGACGGCGGUGCUACAGCCAUAUAUUCUCCCCAGAUGGCCGGUCAGGAUGUUGCGUGGUAUGCUGGAGCCUCGUAUAUGCCACAAGAUCUUGUGUCAGCAGCAAUAGCGAUGCAGGCUCAGCAGCACGACUUCCGCUUUCAGCAACUGUAUCAAAACCAGCUCCUUGCAGUACAGGCCCAAGCGUACCAGCAGUCUCAGCAGCAAAAUUCCCAACAGACAACUCAAGGCCAGCACCAGAGGGCACCGGGCUCUGCCGCGCAAACGCCUUCAACCUCCACGGACCGUUCAAGAACUAACUCGUUCGACAACCCGCCGCUUAGCGCGCCCCUCCGGCCGGACCUUUUUAGCGUUUACGGCCUUCCCUUCCAGCCCGGCCAGCAAUUCUACGCCACCCCUGGAACCGUUCAUCACGUCUAUGGUACUUAUCCGUCGACCCCGGCUGCCACCGCUGGCACCCCGGAGUUCAGAAGAAGCCUGCACCGGUCAAGUGCUGCCGCAGAGGCAGGAACAGCAGGGGCGGGCAGCUCGCUUAGGUCGCAGUCUCAGCCCGCCUCAAGGACCAUCCCCGUAGGAGGACAACCUGGCCCGGGCAGCUUCACGAGCACUGGACCCACGCCUCCCAACGGAUUAGCCAUAUUCCCUCCGCGGAAUAAUGCUAACGGUAUACCCAUCCCCAGCUUCAUGGCGGAUGAAGCCGAGUUGGAUGAGGGACCCUCGCCGUCCACAAACGUGUCUGGUGAUUCCCCGCCCGUGGAGGAGGGCGGACCGGUGGGUUCCGUAGCACCCUCUGAGACAUCCAGCCCAAGCCGAAGGGUGGCCAACGUCCCCAACGGCAUCGCCUUUGGUGAUUUGCACCAACAUCAGACGACUACCAGUCGCAGGCACAUAUCGACCACCGAGCUGCCUCAAUCGGUCCUAGACCGGAGGAUGAAGAGGGUAUCUCGGUCACCGUCACCUGCCGGCCAUGCUCGGGCACUAUCCGUAGGAACGUCGCCCUCUUCGCUCGGGUCAAGGAGUACAGUGCGCCCCCUCGUCGUUAACGGCUCAUUGCUGAAUCCCACAAAUAUCGCCUCUCAGCAACGUCAAGGGGCAGCGGGAGAUGCGCAGCACGCAGCCGACCCUGGUGCCAUCCAGGUUAGCGGCUCGUACGAGUCUAGCACCGAGGGCGACCAGACCCCGGUCUUGACCAGUGCGACGACGGAGCAAUCAUCGCAGUCGCUGGCGGAGCAGGCCCCUGUGGUCAUGUACGGGAUGGAUGAGCCUUCGUUUAGGGAGCGGGUGGCCAUGAUGCAGCCCAACUACUCGAUGCAACCCUACUAUGUGCAAGACCCGUCCAUCGGCCAGCGAUAUACCUCGUCCACACGUCAACGGCUUAUCUCUAGGCACCAACAAAAUGGCGUGAUUGCGCCCCUCGACCUUGCGAUUGAUUUCAGCAAGGUCGGUAAUUCAACGGGACACCUAGACUUUCAACAUCUAUCGCCGGUCUACGAAAGUCGCACACCGCCCGCGGCACCGACAAGGAAACCAGAGCAGGCGGCAAAGAGCGAUAGACAGGGACCUGGUCAGGGCACAGGACCUCAAAAUGGGAAAGGCGGACAUGCCAAGUCUGGCGAGGCUGGCGAGGCCUCCGCGCACGAUUCGAAGCAGGUGGGCACGCCCUCACGCGCAUCCCAAUUCAAGGGCAACUCGCAGCAUGGAGGGCGAGGGUCUCAAGCAGGCCACCAGUCGAGCAAAUCUCAGACGACCAACCGUUUUCACGGGGAGGGUCAGGAAUCUGCUGGACCCAAGGAGCCGGAGGCUCGCGCGCACCGAAGCGAGGGGGUCAAUGGCGAUGGUGGGUGGCAACGAGCUGGCAAGUACCGGAAGAAGGGAAUUGAUCACAAAGCCCAGGGCGGGACGACAAACCAAAGCGAGGCGCCGCCCAAGCAUACGUCGGAGCGAAAAGGAGGUUGA